Molecule: messenger RNA, 1521 nt
Organism: Exophiala xenobiotica
Lineage: Eukaryota; Fungi; Ascomycota; Eurotiomycetes; Chaetothyriales; Herpotrichiellaceae
Exons: 2
Coding region: 622-1281 (219 amino acids)
Molecular function (GO): dioxygenase activity
Source: RefSeq, a predicted model, not a curated record
GCUUCUUCUACGUCAAGAACCAUCCUAUACCUCAAGAGGCUGUCGAUGGUAUAUUCGAUCUUGUAAGUUUGUUGUAUGCAUAGUGUCCUGCAUUCCACGUCGUCAGUGACAUACCAUAAUUCUCUAAGGCUACCAAUGAGCUUUGGUCUUCGUGAUGGAACUGUCUGGCGUGCUAGCCGUGCCUUGGUAGUAGGAGCGAAUGCUGGAAAGUAGUAUCAAGGUUGCGGCGUCAUUGUUUCCACAAGGCUAUGAGCACAUAUGAAGCCCACAGUCGUCGAGGAUGAUUGACCUCUUAUUGGGCUUUCCGUGAUCCAAGCCUUGUCAUCUUCACUUUACCUCCAUCUUGCUAACUUAGUCCAGGAGGGGCAAUUCUUUGCACAACCACUCUCAACCAAGCUUCAGGCACCAUAUAUACCUGCCAAAAAUGCCGGCUUCAAACCCGCCAGCUCCAAUGGCGCCAACGGCGUCUUCAAGGACCCCCGGGAAGCAUUCAGUAUCAACAAGUGGCCAACCCCAACCCACGCCUCGUCCGCCGCACUCUCACCCAUUCUCGAUGAAGCUCGCCCCCAGAUCCAGUCAUUUCAAAAGCGGGUGCAAGGAUUCACCAAUCGCCUCCUCGAGAUGAUCGCACUCGCUCUCGACCUGCCCUUGAACCAAUUUACAUCUCAGCACGACCCUCUUGUCGAGAACUUUGACAAUUUCGAACUGAUGCACUACCCGCCUAUCACGCCCUCGUCCGAGGACACCACGAAAUUUCGCAUCUCUCCACAUACCGAUUGGGGCACCUUAACUCUGCUCUUCCAACAGUCGAUAGGCGGCCUACAGGUCCGGCCCCCACACUAUACGUCGCCGGAGCUCGACCUGGACGAUGAGAUAUGGACGUCCGCGCCCGUCUUCAAUGACAUGGUCUUGGUCAACAUUGGAGAUAUGCUUGAAUUCUGGACCGCGGGCGCGCUGAAGUCCACCUGGCACCGCGUCGUGCCCACGGCUCUGCACGGCUGCGUGGACAGAUACACAUUUGCAUACUUUUUACACCCGAACAAAAAUGCGGUGCUGGUGCCCAUUGAGGCGAUGAAAAGGGAUGGGUGGGUACCACGAUUUGCGGGUAUAGGGAGGACGGCGGAAGAGCAUAUCCAUGCGAGGAUCACCGGUGUGCAUGGGCGGAGAGAGGAGGCAGAUAAAGGCGAGGUUGGGAAAGGGGUACAGAGUGUGGUUGUAAAGGAAGUGGUGGUACAGCCGGUUUGCAAGGAAUGGGCCGAUUCUGGUAGAUGCGAGAUUUAGAUACGAAGACGGCGAACUUUGAAACAUCGGAACUCGUGACUCACACAACACGAUCUUACUGGUUGCUCAAACGGUGAAACAUAGUCCUUCGUUACUAACCUGGUGGUGGCAUGGCCAUGAGAUGGAACGAUCGUGGGGGUAGAUGUGAGAGCCAGAGUAGAAGCAAAGCCGACUAUCGAAUUAGCAACAUUACUACGUAGUAACACUCGCAGUGUGUGUUCAGAUGAAACACAAACGAAC